Messenger RNA from Aphanomyces astaci, 1326 nucleotides. RefSeq lists its product as hypothetical. Gene Ontology annotation, molecular function: sequence-specific DNA binding; DNA-binding transcription factor activity. NCBI's taxonomy places the organism in Eukaryota, Oomycota, Saprolegniomycetes, Saprolegniales, Verrucalvaceae. Bases 33 to 1166 code for a protein of 377 amino acids. The transcript has a single exon. Gene Ontology annotation, biological process: regulation of DNA-templated transcription. The record is from RefSeq and is a predicted model, not a curated record.
UUGUCAAAUUUCACAUCUCGUCGCCACUCUCUAUGGACUGUCAACCCCCACCCCCCUCCACGAAGUCGUCGUCGUCGCCCUUCCAGUUGCAUAUUCAGUUGCCCGACACGUACAACACCAUGCAAAUCAACAACAACCAUCCUCACCAUCGAUUGUACUAUGGCACGCCAGUGGGCACCCCCACAACGCCCGACAGCCAAGAGUUUUACUCUGGAGACGAGUCGCCCGUGUCCGCCGAGUUCCGCAAGGCGAGUGAGAUGGCGCCGUUUCUGCGCAACCUGCGCAACAUGCUGGAUCGGGAAAACCCUGAAGUGCUGCGGUGGAACAAGGAUGGCACGGCGUUCGAGAUCCACGACAUGGACGAGAUGAUGAACUCUGUGCUGCCCAAGUACUUCAAGCACAAAAAGUACACAAGCUUCCAGCGCCAACUCAACUACUUCAACUUCAAAAAGUGGACCAAAAGCCGCGCCAACGUGUGCACGUUCUCCAACGAACUGUUUACAAGACACGAACCGUAUCGCAGUUCGCUGAUCACCCGGAAAAAGUCUGUCAGCAGCGUGACCUCCAAGGACGCCACGUCAACCGACACGGGCGACGAGUACGACGACGACGCCCGGUACUCCGGUCGCCCCUCGUGCGAUUCCCCGUGCUCGUCCGUGUACUCUUGCGACUCGCCGGUGCUGCGGCCUUCCAACAACAACACGUUGCCACCGAAAGCAACGUUGGACUUGUCGCUGGAGUCGAUGAGUUUGCACAAGACGCGCAUGUCGUCAUAUGAAAACAAGCACUUGACGCGGGUGUUGGGGGGUCGAAAGGCCAUGCGCAAGUCGUCCGCGGCGGCGCCGACUUCGUUGGACCAGGCGACGUACCACCAUUCCCCACACCCACAACAUCAGCACCAGCCACACACUCAUGGCGGCGGCGUGGACGACAUGAACUGGUUUGGGGACAACGAAUUCAACAACUUUCGCGAUUCCACGGCCAGCAGCAUGACAUCAACCGCGUCGGGGGACUGGGACGACGCGACGGAAAUGAACUGGGUCGACCUGCUACCGUACAACGACCCUGCGUUUUACGAAAUGCAGCCGCAGUCGUCCAACAGUCUGAGUCCCCUCAGGGGCCCCUUUGGGGCAUCCAACACCGUCACAUUUUUCGCGGCCAUCUAGACGAGUUAGCGUUAGGAAUAGUGUGCGCAUUCGUGAGGGGGCCGCAGGGAUUAGUUUGUUAGGUUGGUGUUGUCAUGUGUGGACUAUGAUCGAUGGAAAAAAAAUUCGCGUAAGUUAAUCAAUUUUGAACAUAUAUGACGUUCCGCGACAGCUACUGCAA